Molecule: messenger RNA, 2424 nt
Organism: Helicoverpa zea (corn earworm)
Lineage: Eukaryota; Metazoa; Arthropoda; Insecta; Lepidoptera; Noctuidae
Product: 2-aminoethanethiol dioxygenase
Exons: 1
Coding region: 3-881 (292 amino acids)
Cellular component (GO): mitochondrion
Molecular function (GO): oxidoreductase activity, acting on single donors with incorporation of molecular oxygen, incorporation of two atoms of oxygen
Source: RefSeq, a predicted model, not a curated record
AAAUGUUGAAAAUGACGUUUGUUGACAGUUGUGCUUUGUUAUCGUCGAGAUUAUUUUCUACAUUCUUUAUAAGAAAGAAAUUUUUGUGUAUCAAUACAGUCAGAUUUCAUAUGGAUAAAAGAGAUGAAGCGAAGUCAACCAUGGAACUCGUCAAUAUCCCGCCAAUUGUAUCCAUUUACCGGCACGCUGCUCGCACCUUCGAUGACAGGUACAAAAAUGAUCUUACAACUAACUUGAAUAAACUGAAAUUGCUCAUGGAUUCUCUAAAAGCUGAAGACUUGGGCUACGAUGACAAUUUAAAAGACCAUCAGUUUUGGAGGAAACCUAACAAAGCGCCAUGUACGUAUAUAGAAGUAUUUCAGAACAGUCAAAUAAAUAUGAGUAUUUUUGUAUUAAAACCGGGUUUUAAAAUGCCGCUUCACGAUCACCCUCAUAUGCACGGACUUCUCAAAGUGAUAUCGGGUGCGGUGAAUAUAAGGAGUUUUUCUGAGUAUCCCGCGCAGGAGACAAUUGAUCCCCGCGAGUUCCAGAGGCGCGCGCUUAAAGAGGCCGCGCGACUGGCCGGGGGCACCCAUAAACGACGAAAAUUAUUUGCCGAAAUAUGUAGCGACCGCAUUUGUACAGAUAAUUCAGACACUUGCAUAUUAACACCAACAAUUUCAAACUACCAUGAAAUAGAAGCCCUAGAAACGCCAGCAGCAUUUUUCGACAUCCUCUCACCUCCUUAUGACACUCUAAUCGAAGGAAUUGGACCGAGAAGAUGUCGCUACUAUUUUGUUUCUAAUCAAAUAAGCACCAAUCUAGUGGAGUUGCAAGAAACUGAAGUGCCAAAAUGCUUCUACUGUGAUCAAGCACCAUAUUUAGGACCAAUUCUUGGUUAGGUACAAAUUUUACUAUAGUUAGGUAGCUAUUAUGAAAAUUUUAAAAUAAAAUACUAAGAACAUGUUAAGUUAUGGCCAUAAAAUAGAUUUCUGGUGUCCAUAGAAACCUUGAACGUCUAACAUAAAAUUUGAAAUAUUAUUGUGCCUUGCAUAAUGUUAAUUGUCAGUAUUUGUUUGAAUUAUAAUACUAUGUGUCCAUUGUUCUUGUUAUGCCUACAAACCCAUGUAAGUUACCAUUAAGUUUUACAGGUGUCUAGAGAAUGCAGCUAUGCACUGAUAACCCAAAUUUCAGGUUAUAUAAAAUUGUGCUCUUAUUUCUUCAAAGUAUAAUAAUAGUUCUAGCUUAGGUACAUUUGAAGCAAUUGACAAAUCCAUAUUUAUGAGAAGAUACUGAUAUAUUUUUUACUAAUAAUAGGAUAGAUCUAUAUGGAAAACCUGCCUUGUGGCACUGCCCGUUUUAAAACAGCAAUACAUAGAUGGACCCAUGCUGCAUAUUGACAGUAGUAAUUAUUUUUAAGAUAUUGACAACUAGCUAGCAGUCUUACUGUUGAUUGUUACUAUGAUUUUAUGCCUAAGUCUUGAAUGAGUCUAGCUUUAGUCUUUUUUUUCUUUUCUAUGUCUAUGUAUUUCUGUCUUCUCUAACUUCAAUGUCUAUCGUAAAUUUUGCAAGCAAAUACUGAAGCUAAAAUAGAUCAUAUAAAGCUUCUUAGGUCCAAUCUUCUUACUAUUCUAUAUUCACUGUAAUAUUAUAGAUUUCACUGCACUUAUAACUAAGGCUAGAAUGUUUUGUAAAACUGAUUGUUUAUUUUUACAAGUACCCACAUUUCAUUUUAUUGUUUACAUUAGAAUAGCGAGUGGCUAUUGUCUUUGCAUGACUAAGCUGUACAAUAAUACUGACAUAAUUUUACAAUUGCAUUAUGCCAUGGUAGACUAUUCUUCUCUUUCAUCACAACUAUAAAUGUUUAAGUUAUCGCAUUAUUUGAUGUGAAAUUACCAGCCAAACUGUCUAGAUUGAGGCUCUAAAAUAUACGUAUUUUAUCAAUAAUUUUUUAUAUAUUACAAAUGUCAACAAACCACGAAUGAAAAUGUUUGGAAAUCCCCAAUUUGUUUUUUAAUAUUAUACCUUUAUUCAAUAUUUUUUGUUUAAUUUGUAAACAAAAUUAUAUUGAAUGUAUCAUUUUAAGAUGAAAGUGAAAUAAAAUAUGAACAUUCCAACAUUUUGUCACUUGCCUUGCAUCAUGAAUUUUUAUUUUAAAAAUGUUAUGAUUAAAUUAUCUGAUCUCUAAAACAUUAUGUGUAUGUCAUCUAAUAGGUAGUCAUUAAUUCUACUUAAAAGUUUGCACAUUUUAGAUAUUUUUGUAGGAAAGCGAAACUUGAUUUCUUGUGCCUUUGUGAUGCCAGAAUAAAAUUUAUGAAAUUUUAACUAAAAUUAUCUUUAUGAUUGCACUGUAUAUACUUAUGUAAGAAACAUUUUAUAGAAAUAAGUUUCGUUUCCCAAGAAGUAGUAUUGAUGUUUUAUUGUUAAUAAAAAGUUUAAUUUGUU